ACAUAUGUACAAUGGAAAAUUCCGAAUCUUUUCCAGAACUAAAACAAGCUUUUUAGGUCAAUUUGGAACUAAUCGAUCGAGAAUUACUAAUAAAUGCAAUAAUCCAUUGUUUCCUUGCGAGUUAAUACCAAAAAGCAUGGUGAUGAAACGAGACGUUUGCAUAAAUCGAGGUUACGUCAGCCGCAGGCGAAACGAUUAACCGACUUUAGCAAUCAGCUGUUUUUUCGCUAAACACCAAAGUACAUCUCUCACUGUGUGACUAUCAAAACACUCAGAGGCUACAACUGGGGUUAUAAUUGGUAAUUGAUUCAGUGAUUUUUAGUGGACAGUGUACAAAUGGAUGACUAUUAUCGAGAUGUCACGUCCCUACGAUUUCUUCACCCAGUGUCGAACCGUGAUAGAAACGUUCGCAGACAUGCUAUGGACGGAAUCAUUCAGACUAUGGAAACAUGGUUGACUGGAAAUUGCACGCCGUUUAAUUCGUUAGAACAAAUAAACGGAAAUUCGAUCAACGGAAACUUCGCAAUCGCCAAGUUGCAGGAGCGUUUGCCAGAUCUGCUGCGACUGCUGGUCAGCUGCCCGUUCAAAGAUGUGCGCGACAAAACAAAAGGCUUGUUGGAAGAUCUGAAGAAAAAAGGCAAGGGAAAAGGUGUGAAGAUUCCGAAAGGUCUGGUUGUGGCGAGCUCUUUUAUUCCGGAGAAGGCGAUUACUCCAAUAGACACAAAGGAUGACCAUACCCAAAUGUUGUUCAUCGACGCCUUCCUGCAAAACAACAGACUGGACCAUGUUACACAAGUGAUGGGGUAUCACCCGCAUUAUUUGGAGUGUUUCCUGCGGACGCAGCAGUUUUUGCUACGAGGGGAUGGACCUUUGCCCUACCACUUCCGUCACUAUAUUGCAAUCAUGGCGGCAGGUCGGCACCAAUGUAGUUAUCUAAUCAACCUGCAUGUGCAGGAAUUUAUCCUGGCGGGAGGCGAUCCAACAUGGUUGAAUGGCCUACAGUGCAUACCGCAGAAGCUUAGAGACCUCUAUGAAGUCAACAAAAUUCUCGCACACAGGCCGUGGUUAAUAUCAUCUGACCACAUAGCGAAAUUAACUAAUGGAAAAGACAAUUGGUCUGUGUCGGAGCUCGUUCACGCGUUGAUCCUUCUAUCCCACUUUCACGCGCUGUCAAGUUUUGUGUACGGCUGUGGCAUAACUCCAGAGGUCGACCAUGAGGGGGGGUACACAUAUAAUGGCAAAUCCUCCUCCGCCUGCAAGUCUCCCUGUCACAACAACUCGCCUUCAUCAUCAUUCUCAGAGAGUGGCGGCGAGUUAGGUAUCAGUGUAUUGAUGGAGAGAAUGAAGCGGCUGACGGAGACUGAUAGCUCGGACAUGACCUCGGAGGAAUUGUUGCAACAGUUUGAGAAUGUAGAAAACCAGAGCGCGGAGAUCGCUGCCAGUGCACACAUCCCAGCACCAAAGAAGGAUGUCCUAAAAUUCAUAAAAGAGCCGGACUUUGUAUACCAAGACUUCGCCAAGCGGAGCAACGCCAGUUCGAUCCCCUCAUUCCGGGCACAGGAGUACACGUGGGAGGAUCAUGGAUUCUCGAUGGCAAAUCGAUACUACUCCGAAAUCGGGACGCUUCUUGAUGACAAAUUCACAUGCGCCUAUAACCUAACCUAUUACACAAUGGGCGACAAAAUGAAUGUGGACACAACGAUGUACAGACGAGCAGUGUGGAACUACAUUCACAUCAUGUACGGCAUCCGUCAUGAUGAUUACAACUACGCGGAAACAAACCAAAUGCUGGAACGGAAUAUGAAAGCGUACAUCAAAACGGUGACUUGUUACCCAGAGCGCUUGACGAAGAAAGAAUAUGACAACGUUAUGAAAGAGUUCAAACACUCCGAGAAGGUUCAUGUGAACUUGAUGUUGUUGGAGGCGAGGCUACAGGGGGAGCUACUGUACAGUUUGCGUGCGGUCAUGCAGCACAUGACCUGAACACCCCCUAGUCAUAGACCACCCACCCUUCUGUGACCUGCCCCAUGCUUCCAUCAGGGUGCUACAAUCUUCCCUUCUGUAUCCGACGAUCGAUCAAUUCUACAGAUCGAUCAAUUUGUUAUGAGAUGAUUAUCGACUCCUUGGUUGUUGAAUGAUGAUUUAAUAUUAUUAUCGGAUAUUUCUGAAUACCAGUAGUUAUGGGACAAUCGUCAAUAGUAAUCAGACGAAUCGUUAUUCAUGAUUGACAUAUGUUAUCGGAUAACCAUCACCGGUUAUCGGACGAUUGUUAUUGCUUAUCGGAUGAUCAUCAAUGAUUCGCGUAGUCACCAAGGACUCUUGGCCAGUGCACUCACAUAUCGUUAUGCAGACUUCAGCAUUUUGGACAAUUUGUCGUUUGUAUUAUGAUUUGAAUAAUACUUAUUAGUAGUGUUACUGUAAUAUAUAUUAUGAAUAAUUUAAUUUGACCGAUUUUGUUGUAAAAGUCAAAAUUUUGUUCAAUUGUUACUUUGAAAUAAUUUAGAUUUUUUUUAUUCUGUUUUUGCUUAUUUUGUUUUAGUAUCCAGUGAAGAAACUGGGCAUUAUUAUAAGUAAGUGUUCAUCGAUUGAUACAGGUAGUGUGUGGUUUUGUAUUAGCAGUCAAAAACAAAUGGCAAAAUUUCAAAUUUUGUACUAUUCCAGUUUCUCCUAUAGUUAAAGGGAGGGAACUCUUAUGUGAAGUUUGUUUUAAAUGACAAUCUCCAUGCAGUGGUUACUUCCCUUGGUAUAUAUAUUUAUAACAAAAAAAAUAUUUAAACAAUGCUUAAAAAGUCUUCAGUUUAUAUUAACAUAAAAAACAUUAUUUUAAAUGUAUUAAAAAAAUAAGUUUUUUUGUCAGAUGUUGAAAUACUGUUGAGUCAUCAUUAGCAAAAAUCCCUGCUUAGGAGAUUGUAAAAAAUGAAUGUGAUUAUUGAUUAUUGACCUUUGUUGGGGUCAAAAUCUGUGAUAGCUUAGUAUUUUGUUGUCUAUUAUUUCGUUUUUUGGCCUGCGAACAAAUCGUUCAAAUGGUGACUUAUGUGAUAUAUGCUAUGUAUAGGAUUUUUUGAUGUUUUGAAAUGUAACUGUUCGAAGAAAUCAAUUCAUCAAAUUUUCAUGGGGGGAAAAAUAAAUAUUUUAUUUAAAGAUAUAAUUAUCUACUCUUAAUACACAUUUUUAUGUACAGUGCUUUAUUAUUUUUUUAUUAUUCGUUGCUCUAUAAUUAAGAUAAGAUAGUCUGGAGUCAGUUUUGAAUUUUGUGAUAUGCUACCAUUUUGAGGACUUCAUUUUAAUACACAAUACUAUAACAUGUUAAAAUACCAUCUAUUAUUAGGAAAAAAUUGCUCUUAAAUAUUUAAUUUUUGAUUGAAAUAAUUCCAAUUAUAAAAGAGACAUAUUUCCAUGAUUUAAAAGACCACGAAUUUCAAUGAUAAAAAAGAAAUGAAUUUCUAUCAUUUAAAAGAACACAAAUUUUCAUGAUUAAAAAAAAUAAUCUAUCAUUUAAAAGAACAAGAAUUUUUAUGAGAAAUAUAUUCCAUAAGGAAAAAUAAUUUAAAGAAAAUCAAUUUUGUAAGGUAAUGAACAUGAAAAGAACCAUGCUAUGAAUCUAUGAGUGCUUUAUCGUAAAUCAAAUGCAAGUUUGAAAUUAUAUAAAAAAAUGUUUUCUAUAUAUAUAUUAUUUUUUUCUGGGUGUGAUGCAACUUGUAAUUACCUCAAGUUAAUCUUCCAGUAUUACUGAUACUUUACCUUUGAAAAUUGUGUCUAACAUUCAUGGUAAUCCUGGAGGGACUCGGUCACAGAUUUGAUGUUGGAAAACAUUCUUUAUUAUAACUUCGCUUAAGCUAUUUAACGGAAUUUUAUUAAUAAUCACCAAACAGCAACUACCAAAUACUCAUUUGAUCAGAUUCUUAUAAUUUUAAUCUUAAAAUAUUUUCUUUCUUUUUUAAAUCUAUAGCGUACGAACCCUUUUCGGCAAAAGAAACAAUUUUUUUGCAGUUUAAAUAAAUGUUUAAGUUCAAAGCUAUGAAAUAAAACAGUUAUGAUGUUUAAGUAUUGAAACAAGCAUUUUGGUCAAACACUGAAAAUAUAAUUUUUCCAAUACCUAACCUUUUCAAAUGUGAAAGGGUCCCUCUAGAAAUGCGACUAACAUUCAUCUUUUUCUACUUAAUGAUCAUUAAUAAGUUAAUUUUUGUUACGCUUUCUAAGAAUGAAUUUGUUUUCGUUUAAAGGAACUAGUUCACUGAGAUUGUGAUUGUAAUAGUUGUGUCAAUUUUGAUCUAAAGAGUCCAUGAGAUUUCUGGUUUUAACAUUUGUACAGUCAAAAUUCUAUAAACGGUGGUCAUUAUAUGAAAAUUACAUUUUCAGUGUACUUUAAGAUAAUUACCAAUUUAGCAAAAGUUCACUGUAAAAUUUCAAAUCAUUUUUUCAACUUACUUUAAAAUUAUCAAAUGAUAAAAGAUAAUUACAAAUUAAGCAAAUUUUCACUUUAAACAAAUUCCAUUCAACUUUUCUUUUGAAGUCAUCAAUUGAUGGAAAAAAAUAUGUCUCAUUUCAUGUUUUGCCGUUUUAAUGUCUCUCGUCAUAUUAGGGUAAAAUACCCAACAUGUAUUAUCAAUUAUUAUUGAUGGUUAGCAUAGAUUCAUCAUGAAAAGAAGGCUAGUCUUUAAACAUGGCAUGGCUGUGAAUUUUUUGUGUACUUUCGGGUGGAUUAAGGCUUUAUAUUCAUGUGUUCAUGCACAUUCAUACGUUUGUAAUUUAUCAAAUUUCGAGGUGUUAAAGCUGCAUUCUCACAAAUUGACAGUUUUGACUUUUUUUAUAGUUUUUGUCUCAGAAUCAGCUUAUUUUGGCAUCGGUGCCUUCAGUUCAGUCAUAUAAGAUAGCUAACUAAAGAACAGAUUUCAGUUGUUUGGAAAACUGCCGAAAAACUCACUUUUCCUGAAAGCACUCAACGCUUUUAGCUAUAAAAGUUUAAUUUUUGAACGUAAAUAUAAAAAAAACUGCAAUAUGCUAUUUUGUCACCAGUCUUAAUAUCACUGGUUUCCAGAUAUUUAGACAAAAAUUGGUUCAUUCCAAGACAAAAAAAAUUUUUUUUAAAUUGUCGAAACAAUUAAACUGUGAGAGUGCAGCUCUAAGGCAUAAAAAGGAUGUACCCGUUCCUAGUAGUUUAGACCACCAUUGUUAGAUUAGGCCAAAAAUAGUAUAUUGUUUGUUUGAUGUUUCACUUCGGACAUUUUAAGGUAUGCAGGUAGGAGAUAUUUUACUUUCUAGCCGCUUAGUUUCGUAAUGAAAAAUGAAAACAAAAAUAGAACCACCAGAUACGCUGAAAAGUCUCUUUUGGGUUUCUGUUUUUUUUGCGAGUCAGUUGGGAAACUUCAAACAAACUUUAAUUUAUUGUGGCCUUAGUUAUAAUCGUACACUGUUCUAUAGACAUUUUUGGUACAGUUUGUAUAUCUUUAUGGAGCCCUUACCAGGUUGGCUUUCUUGGUUGGUAUAAUGCUUUCUUAAAUUGUUCGAAAGACCACACUUAUUUUGUGGUAACACACAAUCUAGAUUAAACUCAAAAGACCGAAGGUUAAGGUAUCGGAUGUAAAAUGACUGUCUGAACAUUUAAGACCCAGCUAAUUUUUGGUAUGGAGAGUUGAAAUUAAUAUUCAAUCCAUUAAAGAAUUUUUUGUUGAUGUACAAAAGCUGCGAAAUAUAAGUGCAAUACUGCAAAAAGGCAACUUACAUCAGCCUCUCGAGUUAUAAACUCGAUAUCUUGUGUCACCUGUCCAACUUCCUGUUUACAGUCUUUCAUCAGAACUUGGUAUCAAAUGUACUCACUGUCUGUUAUACAUGAUGUCAAAUGGUCAAAAUUGUGCUUUCUUCCCAAAAAGUGUGCCACUCCCAUUUCCCUGUAGAACGCCCCCUGUACCUUGCCCCCUCCCCCUCGUGUCUGUUCUCUAUAUAACGGAGCUUGCAAUCUCACUCUCUGUCACUGUGAUAGAUCUGAUUUAACUUACCUUAUGGUGGGCUCGGCCCAAGACGGACAUACCUAUCUCUAUUUUCAUAUUGAGUUAUGUCCAUAUUGCGUUGAGCCCACACAUUAUGCCAUCAUCUGAAACCCACUGUACGAAUUACGAUACCACUCCAUAUUAAAACAGAGUGUAAUACAGUACUAGUACUGUGGGUUUCCAUGGCAAUGUCCUUGUUUAAAAAACCUGUGGACUUACGCAACAGUAAUAAGAGCCCGGAAAAGUUUUAAAGUAUGAAAAUGAUCCACAGAAAUGGAAGUACUAAUAAUUAUCAAUCGUAUACAUGUUGGCAUAUUUGAGGGCUAUUUUUUUCAAAAUUAAAAUAUUUUAUUUGUUGGUUACUCCUUGCUUUUAACAUUCCAGUGUGUUAAACUAUGUCACUUUUUUGUUAUAAGAACUCUUUUCAGGCUGAAAAAUGUAACAUGCUAAUUAUUUAUUACAAAUUUGUGCUAAUUGUUAUUUUCAACAAAAAAAUUAGAGCUAAGAUUAUGCUUUAUUGUUAAGUGAUUGGCUUUUGGCUACAAAACGUCAUCUCAAAAUCUUCAUGUUUGUUAUUCAUAACCUUCUAUUAGUGUUUUGGUGCAUAUCUUGCUAAAUGAGGACAAUAUGACUAUGUAUAUACAUGUUUAUAUUUGAUGGCGAGUAUCAUAAGAUAUCUUGCCUAGUUGUAUUGCUGUAUAUAGUAAUGUAUAGUGUUAUCGUAAGAGACUUUGCCGUAAUUGGAAGAGAUCUUGCUGUUAUUGUAAGAGACUUUGCCUUGAGCGGAAAAGACUUUGUCGUUAUCGUUAGAGACUCUGCUGUUAUCGGAAGAGACUUUGCUGUUAUGGUGAAAGACUUUCCCAUAACCGGAAGAGACUUUGCCAUUAUUGGAAGAGACUUUGCUGUUAUUGGUAGAGACUUUGCCUUUAUCGGAAGAGACUUUGCGAUUACCGAAAGACACUUUAUUGUUAUCGGAAGAGUCUUUUCCGUUAUCAGAAGAGACUGAAAUGAUGUACAUGUAUGUACUUAGGCUGAUGGUAGCUUGUUGGGUAUGUGAAAGUUUGAGGUUGGCUGCAUUUGGGGAUAAAAACUGCACUUGGGCGUCCUAUUUUCAUGUUUGUUAUAAAUAGUUAUCCCAUUAUAGUUCCAAAGAGACCUAUAACUCAUUCUUGCCUGUAGGAUAUAGAAUAUUUUGCUUGUAAAGCAUUAUUGCACUAUUUGUGUUGUGAAUGGUAAAUUAGCUUUCACAUUUUCGUGGAAGUUACUUUACUUGGGCUUAGAAAUUAGUUAGUUGUCUACUGUUAUCAGCUUUAAAACUGAGUUAAUUCAGUCUUGCGUUUAUCAAACUUUGAUGAGUUUAGGUCAGUUUUACCCCAACUAUGCAGUCAAUUCAAAUUACCACUACAAAAAACCCACUUGCUGAAAUGUGCAAUAUUAUUUUUUUAUACUUUCUUGUAUUUUUUUUUAACAAAUGGACAUUAUUUUUCAACACAUGACAUGAUAACAUUACAAUGUAAAAUAGCUGGAAAAAAACAGUGAUUUUUUUUUUGUUAUUGAAAAAGGGAAAGCUUUGUUAGAUUCCAUCUUGUUUUUGAAGUUAUCGAAUAUUGUUAUAAUUUUGGCCAAAGGCAUGUAUUUGCUGAUAUUGCCAAUAAAAUGAAACUAAAACUGAUUAGUGAUAAACAUCAUGAGUUUUAUUGGAAAAACUGUUAAUAGGAAAUAUGUAAAUAUGAUACGCUUGGCUAUGUGAUGAAAAUCAGUACCCCAUAAUACCCAUAUAUGUAGUGUGAUCAAGGUUUUUGCAUUUUAGCUUUACAUUGUUAGAAAAGCAAUCAAAAGGCCAUGUUUUAUGAAGGCUAGGGUGAUAAGCCCCGCCUUUCUGUGCUCUCAUUUUAACAUCUGAAAAUAAAGGAAAUAAAAAGAAAAAAACACAA
This is a messenger RNA of Mya arenaria, 7921 nucleotides long. RefSeq names its product sestrin homolog. Bases 337 to 1983 code for a protein of 548 amino acids. NCBI's taxonomy places the organism in Eukaryota, Metazoa, Mollusca, Bivalvia, Myida, Myidae. Gene Ontology annotation, cellular component: nucleus. Gene Ontology annotation, molecular function: L-leucine binding; oxidoreductase activity, acting on peroxide as acceptor. The transcript has 11 exons. The record is from RefSeq and is a predicted model, not a curated record. Gene Ontology annotation, biological process: regulation of response to reactive oxygen species; cellular response to leucine starvation; positive regulation of macroautophagy.